GUGACGCACAACAAUGAUAUAUGAGAAAAAAUUUAGGGGACCGCUGCGGAUAGCCUAAGCAAUCUGCAACCCUAGGUGGAUGACGUCUCCCACGCACCUCGCUCCCCCAGUCCUGCACUCGUGUUCCUGUAGCCGCCACCCCAGCCCCUGGACGCUCGGCUCGAUCCCUCCCUCCUCCACCACCCGUUCUCCUCUAGUCAUCCUCCUCGCCAGUCGCCAGGUGUCGGCCGCCGGUUGUGCUCCCCGUCAGGCGUCAGCGUGAUCCCAUCGGUCGUCGCAGAAACACAGUCGCUGCUCGCCGUCACCACUCGCCAGGCGCCGGUUCUUCUCCAAUCCACGACUCAUCGGCUCUCCAGUCCUCCGUCCGUUACCGAAUUUAAAGUGCAACGUGCCGAUUCUUUAUAUGUACUUCUGAAUGCUUGGACCUGGUGUGACUACAUAGCCUGGUAUUCAUUUCAUAAAUGAUGGAAAGAAGAUUGGGACGGCGUGUAUAUUUGAUUCCCAGAACCCUUCCCUUUAUGCAACUCAAUGCUAUGUCCUCAUUCUCAGCUGGCCAUGGACGCCGACCCAAGAAGAAGGUAUAUCACCGUGAACCUGGUCUUGACAGGGCCAUGGAUCUUCAAAAGAAGCCUGCCCUUCUCCUUCGUCUGCGUGACCUCAUUUUGGCACAAAAGACAGGAUCACUACUUGUGCGUGACCUUGAAAAGGAGGUUGGUUUUGUCCAAAAAUGGAACUUUCUUUCACUUAUCGAGCGUCACCCCAAUAUCUUCCAUGUCUCUGGUGGAAGUGCUUCCCGAGAGCCCAUUUCUGUCACACUUACGGAGAAGGCCAGAAAGAUAUCCAGUGAAGAGGCUGAAGCGCGAGAGCUAAUGGAGCCAAUCUUGGUGAGAAACCUUAGGAAGUUACUGAUGAUGUCGAUGGACUGCCAGAUUCCUCUGGAUAAGAUUGAACUAAUCCAGUCUGAACUGGGCUUACCUAACAACUUCAAGAGCAACAUGAUUCCAAGGUACCCUGAUUUUUUUUCAAUCCGUGAUGUGAAGGGACUGGACCAUUUGUGUCUGGAGAAUUGGGACUCUUCACUAGCAGUCACAAUACGAGAAGAAAAAAUGAACUUUGAGGGUUUCCAGAUAGGCUGUAGAGGGAUUCCUAAAGAUGGAAAUGUCUUGGGUCCUUUUGCUUUCAAGUUGAAGUAUCCAACAGGAUUUAGGCCAAACCGGAAGUACCUUGAGGAGGUUGUCAGGUGGCAGAAGAUGGCAUUUCCUUCGCCUUAUUUGAAUGCUAGACGAGUCGAGUCUGCAACACCACAGUCUCGAAAGCGUGCCAUUGCUGUUCUGCAUGAGAUUUUGAGCCUUACAAUGGAGAGACGAUUGACAUCUGAUAAGCUAGACAUAUUUCACAACGAGUACAGGCUUCCAUGCAAGUUACUUCUUUGUUUAGUGAAAAAUCAUGGCAUCUUUUACAUCACUAACAAGGGAGCAAGAAGCACAGUCUUCCUCAAGGAGGCUUAUGAAAACUGUAACCUAAUUGAUAAGUGUCCUUUACUGAAAUUCUAUGAUCAGUUUGCAUCAUUGAUUGGCCGACCGUGCUCCAACUCAGACAACAUGCUGGCAGUAUAAUUGGAGUGUGGAUUUACUGAUCAGGAGACAAGCUAAAGUCGGUGCAUCUAUUUUGUUGAAACUCAGAUCAGCUCAUUGCACAUGCAACUACAAUUUAAAUUCAGUGGAAAGUUGCUGUUUGUUUCAGCUCAGUAGCUAAAGAGAACUAAAGAAUUGAAAAAGUCAGUGUCUCAUCUUCAAAUGUGAAGCCAUCUGAGAAGUGAAGUAGCAGCCCUGCAAACUAGACAAAAUAAUGCUUAUACCAGAAGUCAAAGAUCAGGACUGGUUUAGUGGUGAGAGUUGUCUCACUGAGUCACUAGGUCACAUGUUUGAAGCAGCCUCUCCGCAUUCGAGGGGGGAAGGCUUGCUUUGCUUUAUCCCUUUCCCAAACCUUACUUAUAUAUGGGAGCCUCCGCUAUUGGGUCAGUCUGAUACUUGUACCAGAAGUCACAUCUUUAUUCUCAGUUUCUCACAGUUGUAGGUUUGGAUCCUAGGACACCAUAUGAUUGAAUUAGGAAUGUUCUAGGAUUAGCUCCUUUAUGCAGCUUAUAUCUCAAAACAAUGUUAUUUCUAUAUUAUUAAAGCCGGUCCAAAUCGGCGAAGACGGGUCUAUCCACGCCGGCGUCGCUCGAUCGUCAAUCAACAACUUCCAUUCUCCUCGCUCCCUCUGCCUCUCGAGAGUUCCAUCUCGUCCCUACGGUCGUCCACUGAAGCUUCCAGACGAUGCGAGUCCAUGAUGCCAGGAUCCCUCCAAAAUCGUCACUGCGAAGUUUGCAUCCCUUCCCCGGCGGCCCGGCCUCAAACGCCACCUCGCUUCUACCCCCUCUUGUCCCCUCUCCGGCCUCAAACGCCGCCUAUGCCGCUCCAUGGGCGCUUCGUGCCCCCCUGCCCGCACGACCUCGCUGUGCGCUCGCUCUGCGACAUGGCCACACCACAAUAUAGCCCACAUCGUCCGCUCGUCGACCUACCACCUCCGCCGCCGACCGCGCUUUCCCUACUCACGCGUCGUGCCGCGGCCACGACACCACCCACUUCCGUAACAUCAGCGACACGUCGAGCUGCACCGAGGCCAUCAGUGUAGGUCAUGCCCUCCAAUAAUUUCUACCCGAUGUCGCUCCACAUUAUUCUGAUAUGGAGCAUGAUUAACAGCUUUGUGAUUAAGCAUUGCCAUGCUUCGAGCCAUCACGUUCAUCAAAUCAACUUGCAAGUUACAGAUUGUGCUACUACAUCAUUCCAUGAUCCUAUUCCAUGCCUCUUCAUCACUGCUUAAAGAGGAGUGGUCACCUAGUCGAGGCUGAACAGAGGACGAGCACGCGCCGCAGGGGGCCCUCUGCAGACUGCAGCCACCGUGCGAUGGAGGGGGUGCAGCUACGAUUCAAGCAGAGGGCCGCUGAAACACAACAUGGCGGCAGGAGAGGAGGGUGGCGGCAAUGGAGAAGGGGCGAUGACACUAGAGAAGGGGGUGGGGCGCUAGAGAAUGGUGCACGUGCGACUGUGCGCUACGUAAUGCGUGUACCGUAUUGGUACAGGUAGAGCAAAACAGUGUUUGUGUUGUACAAAUGGUGAGUCGUUCCAUGUACCAGAGACCGGAUUAGAGGCCCAAAACAGGUAUAACUAGUCUACCAUAACCCCUAGCCGGACGACUAAUCAUGAGUAGUCGACGACUAGGAUGACUAAUCGUUUGCUAGUCGCUCUAGUCGAGUCAAAGACCCUAAUUGAGCUUGCACUAGCGAUUAGUCGGACGACUUAAAAACCUUGCUCUAGAGUCUAGCCAUUGUUCUUUGCAAGGAUGCCAGCCCCAAAGAGUGUUGUUUCAACCUCCAGCACAACCAUUCCUCCUGAGAUGUUAAAGCUCAAGUCUCUGGCCAUUUCUAGUCUAUGAAGGAUCCCUUUUGCCAUUGACAAUUGUCUUGAGAUGUGCCCAACUUUUUUCUGGCUCCAGGAUUGCAACUGCUGUGAUAGUCUACUCAACUUAUCUGCAAAACGUUGGAGAGGGCAUGUAGCUUCAUCCGACUGAGACCAUGAACUUGCCACCUCAUCUAUGAAGCCAUCGAGCACCAAAGGACAGUGAUCCGAGAUCAAAGAAGCAGUGCUUUGCAAUAAACAGUCCAGAAAGAUGUCCUCCCAUUCACUGGUAUACAAGACCCUGUCCAGCCGAACCAAGGUCGGGGAAGACCGUUUAUUCGACCAUGUAAAGCGCCUCCCUAACAUCAGUAAUUCCAUAAGCUGAAGCUCAUUAAUAAGCCUCCGAAACCGACACUUCAUAGCUCUAUCCAGAUUACCAUUAUUUUUAUCUUCUGCCCGGCUUAUAAGAUUGAAGUCACCCCCUAUCACCCAAGGUCCCUGGCACAUAGAACGCACCAAACGGAGUUCUUGUAAAAACAAAAGCUUCUUAUCAUCCAGAUGUGGACCAUACACUCCCAGUAAGCCACCAGGGUGAGGCAUUGUGUUGAUCAAACUGUCAUAAACCUCAUUAUGGUUUGCAGUGUGCUCACUCAGAAUUUUGCCCUGUGGCUUUUGCAUCCUAUACAAUCAGCAAAUUCAUGUUGCAGAUUGUCCUGUUUCUGUUAACCAAGACUUGUGCGCCUGGGAUUAUUAGCGCCACUUCUUUGUGAUGCGCUAGUAACAUCUGGGCAGAGGGAACUCACAGUAGGGUCAAAUAUGAGAAAUGCUCGCCAAUGAAUUAUUUCUUUAUCUAUAUCCAUCAGGAACAGGUAUGCGACCAUGUAAUUGUCAGGCUAUUUCAUGGCAGGUAUGCUGUACUAUCGUUUCUUUUUUUUGGUGAAGGUGCUGCUUUAUGUCAAAAUUGAUAGUUGUCAAAUAAAGAAACUUUCUGAUUGAGUGCUGACGGACUGAUGCCAUUCUCUCUCUGAAAGCUUGUGGGUUACAUUGUUGCUUUGCCGAAUAAUGGUCAACCUAAUAGGGGGGCACUCAGUGCUGUUGUUGAUCUGGGAUCAGAUUCUAAAUGCGGGGAAAAGCUCUAGCAAUGUACCAAAGUGGCUGUCCACAACGCGCAAGGAAUGCCUCGGUGGGAGAUGCAUCACCCUGAUGUUCUCGAGACUCAACUGCAACGCUAAACGGAGCUUUCAGUGGGAUCUGUUGGAAUAAUAACCAGAUGGGCAUAUUCUGAGUAAAGAUCAACCGACAAGAUUAUGAAUGGUGUGGACACAUUGAGGUGAAAUCAUGCUAGCUGGCUGCCGCUCGGUUUAUAGCCCAUGAAAGCGAGGAGCAUAUACGGGGUGUGCAGCGAUCGGGACCAGGUUGUGCAGACACCACAAGAGGGCACCUAUAGUAGUGGUCAUGAGCCUGGUCAGAUGCAAUAAAAAGCUAGAUUUUGAUGGGAGUUAGUGGCUGAUAGUUUAGGCAAGCCUAUCCUGAAGUCAUCCGAACGAAGAAAAGGAUGGAGACUAGGCGCCCUUUUAGUAUCCUGCUUUUUUCCUUCUGGUAUAGGUCUGGCCAGCGCAGACCACUGCCAUUGUUCACCUGAUGUCUAUCCAUUGGGAGGAAAGAGAGCACACCUUAUUCAGGCUGUGCAACCGUCUCUCUUUGGCUUGCUUGGAUGAUCAGACUGAAACAGUCCCUGAUUUGAACAUCUGAGCCUGCUCAGCCGUCGCCGUCCCGUCUGCCUCCUCACCCGGACAAGAAUUUGGACUAUGAGCGUCACCCUGGAGUCUGGUUUCUUUCCGACUCCUCCAGCAGCCAAGUCAUUUUUCUACACUUGUCUCAUCUGGAGAAAGCAAUGUGUGCAUGCUUACUCUACAUAUCCAUGGAGUCAGUAGGGGUCCAUCAUCGUGGCGUAGCAUUGUGUGGUUUGUUUUAGGUUCAGAUUUCGCGAUCUGGGCGUACAACCAGGGCUGCCUGCCUGCUUGCCUGUCCCUCUUUACCCAAUGCAAUCCAAGGUUUUGUUAAAGUUAAGCAGGUAGGCAAUGAGGUCGUUUGGUUUUUUGGUGUCGUGGAACAGGAUGAUCAGAUGCGCAGCCCUAAUCGCUGAUUGCCAGCCAGCCUACCUGUCUGUCUUUCUGACCAAGUAACCAUCGGUCUAUUUCUUAUGGUAGCUUUCGUAGCCAUUCGCCUUUUUGCGUUAGCGUUAGGUCUCUGUAUUUCUGGCUUCCUUCAGCAUCAAUCGGCCUCACUCGGCAUCCCUAUCUUUUUUUUUCCUUGCUCUCUUGUACUGUUGUAUCCUGUUCUACCGCAAACAGAACCUUGCACGACGCAUCACUGUUCUGCAUUUAUUCAUUUAUCUACUGUUUCUGGAGAAACGCAAAUAAUAAAAAAAAAUCAGACGAUACAAUUUUGUGUACGGUUUUUUUUCCUGGUCUAAAACUGCAUUCUCUUUUUUUUACAGGCCUCCAGUGCUGCAAGUGGGUUGCUUCUAGCAUGAGCUUCCGUGCCGUACUCCUAGUUGCGAGUUUGCUUCUGGAGCUUUCUUGGGGUGUUUCUUUCUCUGUCCUGUAUGUUUGCAGCAAUUAGAGAGACGCUGAUGGUGGGUGGGAUGGAAGGGCCGCCGCAUAGAUCCAGGGAAAGAGAGACGCGUUUGUGGUCCAUCCAUAUGACUGGAGAGCCUGACCCUGACGCCAACGGCAAGCAGCAGUGGCGGCAUCCAGAUCCUGGCGCACCGACUGCACCCGCCCGUCCGGCACCUUCUUUCGGCGGCAGCGGCACUCCGCGCGACACGGGGCCGUGUCCGUGUGGGAUGGGAUGGGAUGGAAUGGAACAGUAGGCUUUUUGGCAUUUGCGAGGACGCCCAGGCCUGACUCCUCUGAGGCCAUCUCCAUCUCCAGCAGGCCGUAUAAACGGCUGUCGUUUAGGCAUGCAUUAACCAGAGUAUGAGAUUUAUGGGAGCACCUUGAGUGGCUCAUGGAUCCCCUGGACUAGCGUGCGCGGUCCAUCACGCGGUGUCUGUUUCUGAAUUGAGGGUACGAGGGAGCAAUAAUGGAGCAGCCAUGGAGAUUUCACCCAACAACAACAACAAAGAAAAAAGAAAUAAAAAGAGGAGAUGAAUAAGAAUGGUUUACCUAUCACAUUCCAACUUCCCUUUCAUUAUCAACAUUCCAACUUCCUUUUCAUUAUCAACAUUCCAACUCCUUGCCCUGUGACAGAGGCUGAAAGCAGGAGCGAUGAUUCCGAUCCAUCGCCACCCAGUGGAGUGGAUGUAACAUCACAUUUUAUCUGCACCUCUCAUCCUCCGCUUUGCGUGGUCCUACUACAUAAACAUAGACACGCAUGUCCAUGUUCUCUGCCGCCAUGGCCGCCAUAGCAGCUGGGCCUGCUUCUGCUGCUGCUGCUGCCACCACCUAAUGUGAAAGGUUGCUAGUGUGCCUUAAAGCACAAGGCUUUAUUAGCUUCUUUUUUCCCAGGUGGUUACUUCAGAGUCACAGAGCAUUUGGUAAUAAAGCCGUACCGUGUAUAUGCAUAUGCAUGGUCAUCUCAUGACAUCUAUAGUAGUGUGUGGGCGGCAAUAAUGCUAGCUGGUUAUAGUAGCCACCAUCAAGGUGGAUCUAUCUAUGCGGCUGUUUGGUUCAGCUUCUGGGCGGCUUCUGGCCGCCAGAAGCUGAAACCAAACGCCCAACUUCUGGCGCGGCUUCUGGGCGAAGCGAUUGGGUAAGAAGCCGCCCGCCCACUUACCUCGCGAAGCGCCGCUCAGUUGGCUUUCGUCCGAAGCCGCGCGCAGUUAGCCUCUAGGGUUCCCUCGCACGCUCCUCCGCCGCCGUCGCGAACCGAACGGAGCGCCGCCGGUCCGCACCACACGCAUCGCCGCCGGUGUACGCAGUGACGCCGACGCCCUUGCUCCGUCCUCAAGGUUCCGCGUCGUCCCAACCAUCGCGUCUGCAUCUUCGUAAGAUUGUCGUAUCACUUCGAGUUCAAGGUGUUCGGUUCCAAGAUCAUCUGGGAUUCGAGGACUUCGGUUGCAACCUCCAGUUAAGCAAAGAUGGAUUCAGCAGACUCCAUAGCCGACAAGGCAAUUGGAAGGAUGCAAGAGAUUGCGGACAAGAUUUUUUGCGUAGCUCGUGAAACUAUUCGUCCAGGACGCGGGUUGACCUCAUUUGAGGCAACCAAAUUACGUGUAGCAUUGGAGGACAUUGCUUGCAUGCUUGAGCAAGACUCUCUGGUGUUGCAAGAAAAAUUGGACAACGUGAACAACGUAAACAACCCUGCGGACAGGAGCUAUGAACCGUCUGCCUUGUCCUCACCACCCCCAGCUGACGAGUACCUUAGUCCGGAUUGGGACUUUGCUGAGCACUUUGCAAACUUCUGGGGUGUUGAAUAUGACUCGGACCAGAUGCCAUCGUUUAGUGACAAUGAAGUUUAACUUCGAUCAUGUUACAGUAAGGUGUUAGUAGUUCGACUGGGAUAGAUCAGGCUUUUGGUAAAUGGGACUUUGAAAACUGUUCGUUGUGCUUUUGUGUUGAGCAGCACUUUCAUUUCGUCACUCCCUUUAUGUAAUUAUGACAAACGAAUGUGAACGCUUAUGGUACUACUUUUAUUUCAGUAUGGUCAGUUCCCUAUUAACUUUGUUGUCGUAGUUACUGAAACUUGAAUACGUUUUUUCAAUCGUGUACACUUUUUGUGAGUAGAUGGACAAGUCUGGCAAAGUGAUAGCUAAGUGGGAUAGUAGAGCAACCAAAAUUUACACAGAAAUAUGUGUAGAAGAGGUGAAUGCACGGAACAGGCCACAACAAUUCCUAAACACCGAAGGGUAUGCUAACCUGAUAAGAAAGUUUAAGGAACGCACUGGUCGCACGUACACAAGGGAUCAAAUGAAGAAUAGGUGGGAUUCGUUGAAGAGAAUGUUUACCCAGUGGAAAACUCUUAAUGAAAGGGCUACAGGUCUUGGUCGAGACCCUCAUACUGGUUCAAUCAGUGCGCCAGAUGAGUGGUGGGCCAAGCAAAAUGAAGUAAGUAGAUCUUUUUUUUCCUAGACUAACAAUAGUAUUGGCCAUCUAAAACUAGGAACUACCAUUUGGUGCAGGCAAUGCCAGGAUGUAUUAUGUUCAAAACAGCCCCCCUAGAGAAUGAGGACGAGCUAAAGGUUAUGUUUGGACCCAUUGUCUGCACAAAUGAAAGAACCCUUGUUCCUGGCGUCGAGGAUGCUAAUUCAUCUUCUGAUGAUCAUUUGGAAGCCACUUUAGGUGGGGGUGAAAACAGCACACCUGAUUGAGAGCACCUAGAGGGGGGGUGAAUAGGUGAUCCUGUAAAACUUAAAAACUUAAGCCACAAAACUUUGAUUAAGCGUUAGCACAGUUAAUGCCAAGUGGCUAGAGAGAAGAUCUUGCCCAAUACGAUAACCACAAAGAGUUCAACACAGAGAAGACACAGUGGUUUAUCCCGUGGUUCGGCCAAGUACAACACUUGCCUACUCCACGUUGUGGCGUCCCAACGGACGAGAGUUGCACUCAACUCCUCUCAAGUGAUCCAAUGAUCAACUUGAAUACCACAGUGUUAUGCUUUUCUUUUCUUAUCGCGUUCGCGAGGAAUCUCCACAACUUGGAGUCUCUCGCCCUUACACUUGAAGUUCACAAAGAAGCACGGAGUAAGGGAGAGAAGCAACACACACAAAUCCACAGCAAAAUGCGCACACACACGGCCAAGAAAGGGAAAUGCGCACUAAGGCUUAGAAACAUACCUUUACUCUUGAUUUGCACUUUGUCCAUCCAUGGGUAUAGAUUUACUCUAUAUGCUGUAGACAUAUGGGGCAGGCAUUUCAGUCAGGCUCCUAGAAGAACAUUGGUCGAAUCUGGUAUUCAAUGGGUUCAGAGAACGUUGGAGAUUAGUAACGACUGUUUUGACAUGUUUCGCAUGCGAAGAACUGUUUUUAGACGAUUGCAUGACACGUUGGUACAAAAUUAUGGUCUACUUCCAAGCCGGGGUGUUAGUACUAUGGAAGCUCUUGGCAUAUUCUUGUGGGCAUGUGGGGGUCCACAAUCGUUUAGGCAGAUCAGAAAUAAAUUUGGUCACUCAUUGGAAACAAUUAGCCGCAAGUGUAGUGAUGUCCUUAAUGCACUUUAUAAGAUGUCAUCUGACAUAAUCAAGCCGAAAGACCCACAUUUCGUCGAGAUUCAUCAUCGUUUGCGAGAGCCAAGGUUUUGGCCACACUUCAAGGAUUGCAUAGGCGCAAUAGAUGGUAGUCACUUUCCAGCGGCAGUCCCGGCUUCGGAACAAGCGAAAUAUAUUGGCCGACACGGUUACACGUCGCAGAAUGUAAUGGUCGUAUGUGACUUCGAUAUGAGGUUCACAUUUGUUGUGACAGGAUGGCCAGGUUCCGUACAUGACACAAGAGUACUACAGGAUACUUUAAUAACUUAUGCGGACAGGUUCCCCCAUCCACCGGAAGGUAAAUACUAUCUUGUCGAUUCGGGUUAUCCAAAUAGAAAGGGGUACCUUGCACCUUAUAAGGGUCAGAAGUACCACAUUACAGAAUGGCAAAAUGCGAGGCAACCUAUUGGGAGCAAAGAAGUAUUCAACUAUGCGCACUCAUCUCUACGAAAUGUUAUUGAGCGAUCAUUUGGGGUGCUCAAAAUGAAGUGGAGAAUUCUAUUAAGUCUCCCUUCAUUUUCGCUUGAGAAACAAUCCAAGAUAAUUAUUGCAUGUAUGACAUUGCAUAACUUCAUUAGAGAUAGUGCUCUACACGAUAGAGAUUUUGAUGAAGUAGGAGCUAAUAGCCUAAGUCAUGAUGUACCUGCAGGUGAGAGUAGUACUAGUACAUCUGAUGAGUUAGACAUGAGUGAUUUUCAAGAUGCAAUUGCUAAUGCAUUAGUGUCGUAGUUAACUUAGUGAUUGUAACAGUACUUAUGAUGUAAUCAACUCCACUAAUUAUUGUGUAAUGACCUUUAUCUGCGUUAUGGCUUUCAUUU
Molecule: messenger RNA, 10447 nt
Organism: Zea mays
Lineage: Eukaryota; Viridiplantae; Streptophyta; Magnoliopsida; Poales; Poaceae
Product: Ubiquitin carboxyl-terminal hydrolase family protein
Exons: 11
Coding region: 9012-10358 (448 amino acids)
Molecular function (GO): RNA binding
Source: RefSeq, a predicted model, not a curated record